AUGAACAAAGACACUUCUUCGCUUCAAAAAGCCUUCGAGGCCCGAAUGGUCAAGCAAUAUUGCCCAGACCCUCCAACACCAGGAUAUCUGUGGGAUCCUAUUUUACACGUCUGGCACAGCCCAGAUUCAGGUCAGAUAAAGGCGUCACACCUAUUCCCAAGUCGACAAGCAAAUUUUAUGAACUCCAUAUUUGGCAGAGAUGCUCGCGAAGAAUUAUUCUCACCCAGCAAUGGUUUGUUUCUGCACCCUCUCAUCGAGAAAGCCCUUCACUGUGGAUAUAUGGCCAUUGUUCCUGACGUGGACUUCAACGAGAGAUUACCAUGGUGGAACUGGAAUAAUCUGUCCCAGUCUAUAGAGGUCUGCGGAUGGGAGAAGCUAGAGGUCAAAAAUUACAAGGUAAUUGUCCUUAGCGAUCGGACUAAACGGAUUCGUUCGCUUUUUGCACACCAAGGAUCCCAACUUCUCAAAACGUGGUGGUCCCGUGACGGGCAAAAACUCGUCUUUCAAAACGAUUACCGGCCACAGGCACGUUAUGUUUGGUGGACGUAUCUCAAUACUAUAUUGCAUAUGGUAUGGAGAUGCGAAGAGGGUGUUACCAGAAACGGCUGUAUGUAUCUUAUGGACUUGGAACGAGCUGCACAGUAUUGGAGAACAUACGGACGUUACGCUAAGAGGAGCCAGAUCCUGGGACUUAUUGAGCACAUUCGAUAUGAUCAUGCUCAUGGCCUUCUCAAUCAAGGCUAUGAGGAGGACGAUGGCAUAGAGGAUGCUAGGCCAGAGGCGGCGGAAGCCUUGCUGCUGGAGGUUAUCGCACGGUCAGAAGAGGAUGGAGAUGAUGAUUUUGGUGCCGACAACGGCGAUGACGACGACGAUUACUACGAUUUUAAUGACUACGAAUAUGACUGCGAAAGGGGAUAUGAUUGCCGUCCAUUUCCACGAUAUUCAUCGGGCUUAGUACGCAACUAA
Fusarium pseudograminearum CS3096 is the source of this 966-nucleotide messenger RNA. RefSeq lists its product as uncharacterized. Lineage: Eukaryota; Fungi; Ascomycota; Sordariomycetes; Hypocreales; Nectriaceae. The transcript has a single exon. The coding region runs from base 1 to 966 and encodes 321 amino acids. The record is from RefSeq and is a predicted model, not a curated record.